This is a messenger RNA of Lactuca virosa, 576 nucleotides long. NCBI's taxonomy places the organism in Eukaryota, Viridiplantae, Streptophyta, Magnoliopsida, Asterales, Asteraceae. The record is from the annotation of a GenBank genome assembly.
AUGGAUUCCAAUUUGGUUUCUAGUUACAACAAAGCAUUGUCUUCUAGAGUUCUUGGUUGCAAAGAAUCGAAAUUAGCAAGUCAUCCCGUUACAGAAAUCACCGAUACAAAAGGGGGUUGUGUUCUAUCUGGUUGUGAAGAUAGAAUCGUAUUGUACUACACAAGUUUGAGAGGAAUCCGAAAAACUUACGAAGAUUGCUGUGAGAUUCGAAUGAUUUUAAAAGGGUUUCGAGUUUUCAUCGAUGAAAGGGACAUUUCAAUGGAUUCCGCUUACAAAGAGGAACUACAAGGUGUUUUUGAAGGUAAAGGAUUCACUCUGCCACAACUGUUCAUCAAGGGUAAACAUAUCGGUGGUGCAGAUGAGAUCAAACGGCUUCACGAGGAAGGAAGUUUGUUUAAGUUUAUGAAGGGUUUUCCUAUUAUUGAUCCUGGGUUUGUUUGCGAUAAUUGUGGGGAUGCAAGAUUUCUGCCAUGCCCAAAUUGCAAUGGCAGCAGGAAGGUUUUUGAGGAAGAAGAAGGGAGAUCGAUUAGGUGCCCUAAUUGCAACGAAAAUGGAUUGAUCAGUCGUUCUGGAUGA